Messenger RNA from Macrobrachium nipponense, 3291 nucleotides. Its product is annotated as mucin-6-like. The transcript is spliced from 3 exons. NCBI's taxonomy places the organism in Eukaryota, Metazoa, Arthropoda, Malacostraca, Decapoda, Palaemonidae. The record is from RefSeq and is a predicted model, not a curated record. The coding region runs from base 1 to 3291 and encodes 1096 amino acids.
AUGGAUGAGGGUCGCCAGGCGCAACAGCUGGAGGCUAUGGACUCCUUCCUGGGUAACACACGACAGUUUUUCCAGGGAGUGCCGUCCUCAACGCGUGGGUAUGGGGUCCCAACAUCAAGGGAUGACAGCCAUGCUCCACCCACGCCAACACCUCCUGCCACGCCUACUUUGCCACCUUCUCAUCCGUACCACCCAUAUCCACAGCCCAUGACAGGGGCAGUACCGGCCACGAGUGUGCCUGGUUUGCUGCCCCCUAGUCGACCCAUGACACCUGUAACACCAUCUCACAAGCCGCCUGAUCACAGCACGUCUGCUUCACCUUACAAUAUACCCUUCCUUCACCCAACUGGUACUAAACCUUCAUCUGCAGACGCUCGUUUCCUCCCUUUUGAACAGCAAUAUCGUCAAGCAGCAUUAGCUACAGGAUCAGUAGUAGCACCAUCUUCUACGAGAUCAUCUGACACUUUACAUAGCUCAAGAGCUCCAUCCCAGUCACAUAACAAUGGUCAAGGACUCACUGUUGAGUCACGCAUGUCCUCGCGCACUUAUGCUAAGCCUCCAUCUCUGCCCGUUGAAGGACGGUCCCAUAUGCCUGUAUAUACUACACAGGCUCCCAGCACAGAUUUACGGCAUCCACGACUUUACAAUAGCACACAGCCCCUUCCUAAUGACGUAAGGGUGUUUUCUCACCCUUACAGUUCUCAAAAUUCCACUGACUCGCCAAUGGGAGCAGCAGCAGCACCACCACCACCGCCACACAGUGAUAGUAAAUAUUUUCCUAGGCCAGAGCCACGACCCCCUGACCCUCGUAUUCCUGAAGCUCGAGAUCUAAGAGCAGACAUUCAUCAAGAGCAUUGGGGUCCAUAUGGAACUCCACAUGCAAAGUCCUUAGAGAGACUUGCACCUUCCGUCCACUUUGCUGAAACUUCUGCUAGUGUGAACGGCUCCAAAGAUGCCCGUUACUUGGGCAAAAAGCCAGAAGAAGUAGCAAACAUUGGUCGGCCAGAGAAUUCCUUGUUCAGAAAAAGUAUUGAAUCAUUACAGGUGAAUGGUUCAAGAGACUCACUUUACCCUAAUGGGUCUCACAGUGUUCAUUCUUUAGACACUAAACGAGAUCCCUCUUCCGAAAUGAAAAUUGAUAACCGCCCAAAGGAAGAUUCUGCCCUCGACCUCUCGGUCAAAACUGUUCGGCAAACUUCCGACUCCAGUGCUCCCAGUACUGAAAAAAGUCAUAGCCAGUCCCCACACAUAACUACACCAUUGGUAGAAAAAUCUACAAAAGAUCCUCAGAGAAGAACUCCAAGUUCCUCUGUUCCUGUUACUUCCCCUUACAGCAGAACUCCUAGUAGAGAUGCAUCACCAUCACAAUUAUCAGAAUUAAUCAAAAAUGCCCCAGGGAUUUCAGGAACUUCAAGGGGAGCUUCUCCAAGUCAUUCACAUCAGUAUGGUAUCACUGGCUCUCCUAGACCUUUGCAGUCUCCUAGUCCUCUGGCACGGCCAUCACACAUGCUACCACCCACAAAGAGGACGGGCGACCCACCAUACUAUGAUCAUGCAUCCAAGUACGCUCGGCUAAGUCUUAACCCAUCUAGUAAAGGUCUGCCUUCCACAGACCUUGUACAUGAGAGAUCCUUAGCCAGUGCCCAUAAAGAGUCUUUGAUUGACCAAAGUCGUGGUCUACCUUUAUAUGUAGCACCAUCUGCCAGUAAAGAGCUAGAUAUUAGGUACAGUGGUGAAUCAAAAAUUGAGAAAAGACCACUUCAUCCAGAUGCAAGAGAUCAUGGUGUUGACUGGAGGGAGAGAAGAGACAUAUCUUCUGAAAGACGAGAUUUAAGUAUUAGUAUAGAACGGAAGAACCCUGUCCUUGACAUCAGAGAUUCAAGCCUUGAGAGGAGAGAGCCACCCAUGGAAAGCAAAGACUUGAUUAUUUCCAGAAAAGAUGCAGCACCUGAGGGGAAAGACUCAAAUUAUGACAGGAGAGAGAUUUCAACAGUUGAACAAAAAUAUUCUUAUGGAAAGCAUCCUGCUGCCAUUGCAGCCUCUGUUGACCCUUACAGGACAUGGAUGAUGCCCUAUGAUCAUUCUAAAUACAACAGCGUAUCACUAGACAGACAAAAAUAUGUGCCAGGAUCCCAACCUGUGCCAACUUCCGUCCCCACUAGUUUACCUCAUCAAAAUUCUAGGGUUCCUCCUGCUCAACUUCAUUCUUCUUAUCGACAUCCUUCAGACACAAGACUACCUCAGACUCCAUAUGCAUCACAGGCAAGUCAUACUGCUGCACCUGCACAUCCACCAGCCCAAGGAAGUUCAGCUCAGUCAACUCCAGCCAAAAUCCACCAACCAUACAUUCAACAAUCACCUAGUAAUAGUAGUAGUAGCAGCAGCAGCAGCAGCAGCAGAACAAGUCAGAUACCUACCACUCAGAGCAGUGGCCAUCCAUCACAGUCACCUGCAACUACUGGGCAGCUUAAUUCUGCAACUCAGCCUCAUUAUCCUUAUCCAUACAACCAUGCGGUUGCAGCUCAUUAUGCACAACAGCAGCAACAACACCACAGGCAGCCAAGGCCACCAUCGGCUUAUCCACCAUUUAAUCUGCCUCAGAGCACCAAGUCGUCAUCUCUUCCACCGCCUGCCCUUACUCCUCAGCAGGUCCAUCAACCGUAUCUGUAUCCUCAGCAUCGCAGCGAUCCAUCCCUGAGUCUUUAUCCAAGUAAACGAUCAAAUCAGUUAUCUCCACAUCCAUCUGGUUCACCCCAUCCCUCUAUAUCACCUCAUCCUUCUGCAUCACCUAACACUGCUGCAUCUCCUCAUCCAGCAGCAUCGCCACAUCAUAUGAUAGCUUCACCACGGUCAGCAGUCUCUCCUCAUGUUGCUCAGCAAUCCCGAAUCCCUCAAUAUUCUCCUCAUCAUACUCAGAGACCAUCAUCUGCAUCAAGUAUGCAGCACAAUUACCCAGGAAGCCUCCCUCCCAGUCCUUAUUCAGGGCCCCAGUCCCACAUAUCUCAUACAACCCCUCCAUCUUCUAGACCUUCAUCUGCAACUUCCCAACAUUCUCUGUCUUCUCAGGCUACUCCAGUAUCUUCCCAAUCUCAGCGUUCCCCAUACCCAUCACCAGCACAUUCACAAUCUCUACAAUCGCCAGUUCAUCCACAGUCCAGUACUAGUCAUCCAUCACAACCUUAUUCAUCCCAGAGUCAAUCCCCCCAUCCUUCACAAGGGCCUCCUCCUCCUCCUUCACACACUCCACAGACACGCGUAUCCCCCCCACCACCACCAUCCUUACCCAGCUAA